ACAAAAAAUGCCAAAUAGCAACGUAUACCAAAUAAAUAAAUAAAAAUUAAAAUAAAAUAUAUGUAGAUUAGUGAACAUGCUGCAGUCGACAGAGACGCCUGCCACAAAUGUGGAGGCAAGCAAUCCAAACGAAGCUGCAGGAGACGCGGCGGCGGCUGCGGCGGCAACAACAACAAAUACACAGUGGAGACGUCACCGUCGCAGCAUCUCACAGCUGAUGGCCAGCUUGGCUGAUGAUGCCUAUAGGCCCACCCACUUGGAUGGCUAUGUGAACCACGGCUAUGAUGAUCUAGAUAGUUCCUAUCUCUUCGCUCAAUACGAAGCCAUGGCGGCCUCAGCAAACGGAGCCCCAUUGCCGCCCUACACACGCUCAGCUGACACGCAAUCGGGCGAGGAGUGUGAGGGGGUGGGGGAUGAUGAUGUGUUCAAGGACUGCGCCGACGAUGCCGCCGCAGAGGAGCACGACUUGGCUCAUCAAAGUCGCUGCUUGCCUGAAUUUCAGUUCUCCAUGAUAGACUCGGAAUACGAUGAAACGCUGGCGUUCGAUGAUUCCGUUACGAUACUAUCGAAUGUGGGCGACAAGCCUGUGCUCGUCGAGCGCAAGGACACGGAUGAAGAUGACGACGAGUUUGACGAUGAGAACAGCGUGCAACUGCGUCAAGAGCUCCCCUAUCUGAGCAUCUAUGGACCCAGUGUCAAGUUCAAUUCCUUUCAGCGCAAAGUCUUUAUUCCCGGCUGUGAGAUCCAUGUGCGCAUUGUGGACACGGAGCGGAGUGUAACAACGCAUCUGCUCAAUCCUAAUUUAUACACCAUAGAGCUGACGCACGGACCCUUCAAGUGGACCAUUAAACGUCGGUAUAAGCACUUCAGCUCAUUGCAUCAGCAGUUAAGCUUCUUUCGGACCUCGCUCAAUAUUCCCUUCCCCAGUCGCGCGCACAAAGAGAAGCGCACUACCCUCAAGGCGGCCGCCUGCCAAAUGGCCGACGAGUCCACGCUGAAGGAUUUGCCUGCGCAUACCAAAGUGAAGCACACUAGCACGCCCGCCAAGGAUCACAAUCGCAGCAGCACCGCCAAUCAAAGUCGCACCAACAACAACAAGAAUACUAGUGGCUGCAGCGCUGCUGCCGCUGAUGCUGCUGCUGCUACUCCUGGUGGAGGUGGUAGUGGUGGUGGAACAGUUGCCACCAUUGCCAAUGCCACACACACUUCGCUGCUGAUGAGUUUGGCGCCGCGUCGCAUUCAACGCAAACGCAAGAAAAAGAAACGCAAGCUGCCGCGUUUUCCCAAUCGCCCGGAGAGUCUGAUUACUGUCGAGCAUUUGCCCGUGCGCAUCAAACAGUUGGAGGAUUAUCUCUACAAUCUGCUUAAUAUAAGCUUGUAUAGAUAUCAUCAUGAGACGUUGAACUUUGUGGAGGUCUCUAAUGUUUCGUUCGUCUCUGGCCUGGGAAUCAAGGGCAAGGAGGGCGGCAUACUCAAGCGAACGGGCUCCACGCGUCCAGGUCAAGCGGGUUGCAACUUCUUCGGGUGUUUCCAGCGCAACUGCUGCGUGCGUUGCAAUUAUUUUUGCUCCGACGUCGUGUGUGGAACGUGGCGCAAUCGCUGGUUCUUUGUGAAGGAGACCUGCUUUGGCUAUGUGCGGCCCACAGAUGGCAGCAUACGCGCUGUUAUACUCUUCGAUCAGGGCUUUGAUGUAUCCACGGGCAUUUACCAGACGGGAAUGCGCAAGGGACUUCAGGUGCUGACCAACUGCCGGCACAUAGUGCUCAAGUGCUGGACCCGGCGCAAGUGCAAGGAGUGGAUGCAGUAUCUCAAGAACACCGCACACACCUAUGCGCGCGACUUCACCUGCCCCAAUCCUCACAUGUCCUACGCACCCAUGCGCGCCAAUACCCAAGCCAUUUGGUAUGUGGACGGAGCUCAGUAUAUGGCCGCCGUGGCGGAUGCCCUGGAAGCGGCCAGCGAGGAGAUCUACAUAGCCGACUGGUGGCUGAGUCCGGAGAUCUAUAUGAAGCGUCCUGCACUCGAUGGCGACUAUUGGCGCUUGGACAAGAUUUUGCUGCGCAAGGCCAUGCAGGGUGUGCGGGUGUUCGUCCUGCUCUAUAAGGAAGUCGAGAUGGCCCUGGGAAUUAACAGUUACUACAGCAAGUCAACGUUGGCCAAGCACGAGAACAUUAAGGUAAUGCGGCAUCCUGAUCAUGCGCGGGGUGGCGUCCUAUUGUGGGCGCAUCAUGAAAAGAUCGUGGUUAUAGAUCAGGCCUAUGCCUAUAUAGGCGGCAUAGACUUGUGCUAUGGCCGUUGGGACGAUCGCUCGCAUCGCUUGACCGAUCUGGGAAGCAUAUCCACCGCCUCGGCGUCUGGCAGCACACGCUAUACGCCCAGUGUAUACUUCAACAAGGAUGAGGUGGACUCGGCGUUUGGCUCACGCAAAUCCUCGCGCAACGCGAGCCAUGAGACGCCAGUAAAAGAGGCAAACACCAGCGUGGGCGUGGAGUUGCGCAGACUUAAGCCGGGCGAUCGUCUGCUGAUACCUGAGAUGCUGACCAGCACGCCCACAGCAGAUUCGCCCAUAGAGGGGAUGAAGCUCAACACGCCGGAGAUGGAGCGCAAGAACGUGCUGGACCGACUGAAGAACAAUGCCAUGAAGGGAGCGCGGAUCGGCAAGGACUUUGUGCAGCGUUUGACUGCCAAUGAGAGCUUCGCCACAGACAAGUGCAAUGAUAACGAGCUGGAGGACACUGGCGAGAGCAAUGCGGCAGAGCAAACAGGCGGCAGCAGCUGCACGCAACAGGACGCGUGCCACAUUUCCAGUGAAUUCUAUGGGCAGGCAAAGUACUGGUUCGGCAAGGACUACUCCAACUUUAUACUCAAGGACUGGAUGAACCUGAAUGCGCCCUUCGCGGACAUUAUCGAUCGCACGACCACGCCGCGCAUGCCGUGGCAUGAUGUGGGCAUCUGUGUGGUGGGCGCCUCGGCGCGAGAUGUGGCCCGACAUUUCAUACAGCGCUGGAAUGCCAUGAAGCUGGAGAAGCUGCGCGACAAUCCUCGCUUUCCCUACCUGAUGCCCAAGAGCUAUCAUCAGAUCAAGCUCAAUGCGCAGCUCCAGCAGCUGCAGCAGCGACGUCAGCAGCGCGUCACUUGCCAACUGCUGCGCAGCGUCUCUGCCUGGAGCUGCGGCUUCAUUGAGGCCGAUCUCGUCGAGCAGAGCAUACACGAUGCCUACAUCGAAACCAUUACCAAGGCGCAGCACUACAUCUAUAUAGAAAAUCAAUUCUUCAUUACCAUGCAACUUGGCAUGGGCGUCUCGGGGGCGCAUAACAAUGUUCGCAAUCAGAUCGGGGAGACGCUUUUCAAGCGCAUUGUUCGAGCUUUCAAAGAGCGCAAGCGUUUUCGAGUUUAUGUGAUAAUGCCCUUGUUGCCAGGCUUCGAGGGCGAUGUGGGCGGAAAUACGGGUAUUGCCGUCAGAGCAAUUACACACUGGAACUACGCAUCGAUUUCCAGAGGUCGCACUGCAAUCCUAACACGUCUGCAGGAGGCGGGCGUUGUGGAGCCCCAAAACUAUAUAUCGUUCCACAGCUUACGUAAUCAUUCGUAUCUGAAUAAUACGCCUAUAACGGAGCUAAUCUAUGUGCACUCCAAGCUGCUCAUUGCCGAUGAUCGUGUGGUGAUCUGUGGCUCGGCUAAUAUCAAUGAUCGUUCGAUGAUUGGCAAACGUGAUUCCGAAAUAGCGGCCAUUAUAAUGGAUGAGGAGUUUGAGGAUGGAAGAAUGAAUGGUAAUAAAUAUCCGAGUGGCAUAUUUGCGGGUAGACUGCGUAAAUAUUUGUUCAAAGAGCACUUAGGCUUACUUGAUGGCGAUAGCUCAUCACGCUGUGAUUUGGAUAUAAGUGAUCCUGUCUGUGAUCGUUUUUGGCAUGGUACAUGGCGUUAUAUUUCUACAAAAAAUACGGAUAUAUACGAUGAGGUGUUCAAGUGCAUACCCACGGAUUAUGUCAAGACAUUUGCCAGUCUGAAAAAAUAUCAGGAAGAGCCGCCGUUAUCCAAAAGCGACCCCGAAAUGGCCGCCAAGCGAGCCACGGAGAUACAGGGUCACCUGGUUAAUCUGCCCCUGGAGUUCCUUAACAAGGAGGUGCUAACACCGCCUGGCACCAGCAAGGAAGGCCUAAUACCUACCUCGGUAUGGACAUAGUCCAUCGAGUCCUGUUUUAUAGUUUGAUUUUAUAAAAUUUGCCAACCCACCAAAUGCGCUUCAACUUUUUAAGUUAUUUUCU
Molecule: messenger RNA, 4265 nt
Organism: Drosophila busckii
Lineage: Eukaryota; Metazoa; Arthropoda; Insecta; Diptera; Drosophilidae
Gene: Pld
Product: phospholipase D2
Exons: 9
Coding region: 77-4183 (1368 amino acids)
Biological process (GO): cell motility; intracellular signal transduction; phosphatidic acid biosynthetic process
Molecular function (GO): phosphatidylinositol binding; D-type glycerophospholipase activity
Source: RefSeq, a predicted model, not a curated record